This is a messenger RNA of Laccaria bicolor S238N-H82, 1362 nucleotides long. RefSeq lists its product as uncharacterized. Bases 1 to 1362 code for a protein of 453 amino acids. The transcript has a single exon. The record is from RefSeq and is a predicted model, not a curated record. Lineage: Eukaryota; Fungi; Basidiomycota; Agaricomycetes; Agaricales; Hydnangiaceae.
AUGGCCAAUGAUCGCUAUGUUGGGACUUGGUUAAAUGGGAUGGACGAACGGACAGCGAGAUGGUACCUAAAGGAGGGAAUACCAUGUUUUAUAGUGAGGGAAAUCUCCUCUCGUGAGCGCGCUAAACUCACUGCUCUAGAGACGAUGAUCGACUUCGCUGCUGGAUCCAGCGCAUCUUCGAUUCAUUGGAACGUGAACAAAUACGAUACUCUGGCAAUAGAGCAGGGAGAUUUGUUGAUCACAGACACUACUCGGUCUUUUGACCCCGGAUGGAUCUGGCCUGCCGUAAGGACUGACAACGAGGAGUUGAAGCGUCCGAAGGAAGUAGUCAAUUACGAGCCCCCUCCGCUGACCACGAUAGUUGUCGAUGCUGACAGGAUUCCAUGGAUCAAACCUCCCCCUGUACAGAAAGCAGAACAAUCUCUCCCUGGGGUUCCGUCACAUGAACGUAAGAAAUGGCGGAAGUUCGUCGAGCAGCACCAUCCAGAGAACACCUUCCUUGAGACUUCCCCCAAAAGGAAUCCGGACUACAUGACAUAUACCAGAUUUGAUAGAGAGCGACGAUGGCAGAUCUUAUUCUUGAAACCACUGAAAGCUCCCCCUGGUUGCGUUUCGGACAUUGAUAUUUUUGGUCAGCCAUGUCCUGACGGAACCUACAAGGACAUGGCUCAGAAGCGAAAACGAGUAGGACGUCCUGCUUGGAUUUACAACCGAAUGGAUCCCAAGACCAAUGACUUAAGGAAGGAAGCUCCUGUCCCCAGACCAGAGGACCUUCCCCUCAUUCACGGACCUCCUCUUCCUGCGCCUGGCAGCAAUGGCAACGAUGACGAUGACGACGACUGGUACUACCCCAAUCUUGACUUCGGUGCUCCUGUAGUCCCCAGUGCUCCGGCAGCCCUGAACCUACCACAUGGCGCCCCGCUGCCCUUCGGCGCGAACAUUGCCUUCAUGUGGUCCCCAUCAGGGAACACACUGAGUCCCGUAUUACUACAAGGUAACGGUACAGUCCUGCCCUACCAGAUGCCCCUCUCUGGACCUACUCCAAGCGCACUCCUGCCCUGGCCAGUUGCCGUGGCCUUACCUGUGUCGAGUACUGACCCUGCCCCCUCCAUUCCCGAGCCAUUCACGUCUGCCUCCGCUGCGAUCUCAGAUGACGUGCAGCCUGCCCUCAUGUCCAGAAUGUCCAACAGUCUCGCUGCUAGAAUGCGCGAUCCAGUUCCUUCUAUUCCCUUAUCAUCUCGUCUUUCGGAUCUGUGUGAUUUAUCCUCUCAACUAUCCGACGCCCCUGGGGUUUCACUAGCCGAUAGAUUAGAGGUCCCGGAUCCAUGGACGUGGAACUCCCUUCGUCUUUUGUUCCCAUGA